ACUGACUUUCCCCCCAUAUUUUCUACAGGAUUAUUUCACAAAUGAACAUAGAGAGUUGAAAAAAGAUGCACAGCAAGAUUACCACCUAGACUAUGCCAUGGAAAAUAGCACACACACAGUAAUUGAAUUUAGCAGAGAGCUGCAUACAUGUGACAUCAAUGACAAGACCAUAACGGAGAGCACUGUGAAAGUGAUCUGGGCCUACCACCAUGAAGACGUGGGAGAAAAUGGUCCCAAGUACCACAGCGCCAAUCGUGGCACCAAGAGUCUGCGGCUGCUGAAUCCUGAGAAAACCAAUGUGUUGCCUACAGCCAUACCAUACUUUGAGCUGGUAAAUCAGAACGUCCCCGUCCCAAACAAAGGUACAACAUAUUGGUGCCAAAUGUUUAAGAUUCCUGUGUUUCAGGAAAAGCAUCAUGUAAUAAAGGUUGAGCCAGUGAUACAGAGAGGCCAUGAGAGUCUGGUCCAUCACAUCCUGCUCUAUCAGUGCAACAGCAACUUGAACGACAGUGUUCUGGACUACGGCCAUGAGUGCUACCACCCUAACAUGCCCGACGCCUUCCACACCUGCGAGACCGUGAUUUUUGCCUGGGCUAUUGGUGGAGAGGCUUUUUCCUAUCCACCUCAUGUUGGGUUGUCCCUCGGCACUCCAUUAGAUCCUCGUUAUGUGCUCCUGGAAGUUCAUUAUGACAAUCCGACAUAUGAGGAAGGCUUAAUAGAUAAUUCGGGACUGAGGUUAUUUCACACAAUAGAUAUAAGGAAAUAUGAUGCCGGGGUGAUAGAGGCUGGCCUCUGGGUAAGCCUCUUCCACACCAUCCCUCCCGGUAUGCCCGAGUUCCAGUCCGAGGGUCACUGCACCUUGGAAUGCCUGGAAGAGGCUCUGGAAGCUGAAAAGCCAAGCGGGAUCCACGUGUUUGCUGUUCUGCUCCACGCUCACCUGGCCGGCAGAGGCAUCAGGCUCCGUCACUUUCGCAAAGGGGAAGAAAUGAAAUUACUUGCUUAUGAUGACAAUUUUGACUUCAAUUUCCAGGAGUUUCAGUACCUAAAGGAAGAACGAACCAUCUUACCAGGAGAUAAUCUAAUUACCGAAUGUCGGUACAACACAAAAGAUAGAGACCAGAUGACUUGGGGAGGACUAAGCACCAGGAGUGAGAUGUGUCUCUCAUACCUUCUUUAUUACCCAAGAAUUAAUCUUGCUCGAUGUGCAAGUAUCCCAGACAUUAUGGAGCAACUUCAGUUCAUUGGUGUUAAGGAGAUCUAUAGGCCAGUCACGACCUGGCCUUUCAUUAUCAAAAGCCCCAAGCAAUAUAAAAACCUUUCCUUCAUGGAUGCAAUGAAUAAGUUCAAGUGGACUAAAAAGGAAGGUCUGUCCUUCAACAAGCUUGUCCUGAGCCUGCCGGUGAACGUGAGAUGCUCCAAGACCGACAACGCAGAGUGGUCGAUCCAAGGGAUGACGGCCUUACCUCCAGAUAUAGAAAGACCUUACAAAGCAGAGCCCUUGAUGUGCACCUCUCCUCCCUCUUCCCUGCACAGAAGCCUCUCUCUUCAGCUGCUGGUGUGCCUCACAGUCCUGAGCAGCAUCCUGAGCAGCCUACACUCCUGGUCCUAGUUCUGUGGUCCUUGGUGACGAUGUUUUCUGUGAUUGGAAACUCGUUUAAUGUGCGGGUUAAAGACACUUGGGGCAUGAGGAGUGUGGAGACUUCCCUUUCAUAUACUCCCUUCCUCCCCACUCUCUCAGUCUCCCUGAGAGAUGUCAUGGGUUCUCUCCUUUUCCUCAGACAUGGCUGAUAAAAUGUAUCCAUUACCAAUAAAGCAAAAGUGGCCUGAUCAAAAUGUGGACCAAGUCAAGCGGAAGUAAAAGAAUUCUUUAUUUCCUUCUGCAUUACAUUUAUGCAAACACUUGUAAUUGCUAUUUUAAUUUUUAAAUGUUGGUUUGGCUUCUAUAUUCCUUUUAAAAACUGUCAAAGGAAGUACUCUCCACUCCAGUUUUCUUCCCCUUUAUUGCUCCUUGGGUGUGACUUCCUGAGCAUAAACAAUGGUCGCCUACCUUUCAGUGUUACCCAGUUCUGUCCUUUUCUGUGAAUUCCCCGAGGGCCCCAUACCUCGGUGCUUUUUGAUGAUGCCCAUGUUCAUCUCUUCAUUUAUCUGAGUCUGUUGGUACAACCCCUAACCCAUCUCAGAGUACGUCUGCAUCCUGCUCAGCGCUGGCCAGGUGAGUGUUUUCGUGAGCUCUGGCACUAAACAGGAAGAAAGGAAAGAGGUUGUGGGAAACAGAGAACUGGUACCUAACGGAUUGUAGGCCGAGGAAAAAAUGUAGUUGGCUGCAACCCUGUGCUGUCAGGGGUCCUUUUGGGGGUCCCAGGUCAAAGGCCAGACAGUGUGAGCCAGCCAAGGAGGGUGUGAGGUCCACGUAGCACCUCACUGACUGCGGUCGGGGUCACACGUGUUGCCUACUGGCUCAAUUCGAGUCACACUUGCUAUUGUAGAUUUAUUUUUAUAUUAAGUAACAGACUAACUUUCUAUAAUACAGUUGCUACCAAUUGACAAUCUUGUGAGUUUUUGGGUUCUCUUUGUAGAGUUCAGCUAAAUCUUGUUAAGUGUCCUUUCCUCAUUUCUUAAGUUGGGAUCAUAUGAAUAAACCAAAUGAAAGUAACUUUUUGUGUGGCAUCUUGUACACUCCUAGAGAGAAGUGAUUCUGUACUGAGGUUUCCAGUCACAUCAAUUAAGCACUUUGCAUUUUCUAUCCUGUGUUUAAGCCCUUUCUCCCCAGCAAACAAUGUCUUCAAUACCAAUUAUAUUGUCCUUUAAAUAAAUGUUAUGUUUUGGUGUGUUUCC
Molecule: messenger RNA, 2835 nt
Organism: Myotis brandtii (Brandt's bat)
Lineage: Eukaryota; Metazoa; Chordata; Mammalia; Chiroptera; Vespertilionidae
Gene: MOXD1
Product: monooxygenase, DBH-like 1
Exons: 11
Coding region: 98-1609 (503 amino acids)
Biological process (GO): octopamine biosynthetic process; dopamine catabolic process; norepinephrine biosynthetic process
Cellular component (GO): secretory granule membrane
Molecular function (GO): dopamine beta-monooxygenase activity; copper ion binding
Source: RefSeq, a predicted model, not a curated record